This is a messenger RNA of Psilocybe cubensis, 1971 nucleotides long. RefSeq lists its product as uncharacterized. The record is from RefSeq and is a predicted model, not a curated record. The coding region runs from base 1 to 1971 and encodes 656 amino acids. Gene Ontology annotation, molecular function: DNA binding; RNA polymerase II general transcription initiation factor activity; TFIIF-class transcription factor complex binding. Gene Ontology annotation, cellular component: nucleus; transcription factor TFIIF complex. The transcript has 4 exons. NCBI's taxonomy places the organism in Eukaryota, Fungi, Basidiomycota, Agaricomycetes, Agaricales, Agrocybaceae. Gene Ontology annotation, biological process: positive regulation of transcription elongation by RNA polymerase II; transcription initiation at RNA polymerase II promoter.
AUGGCACCGAAGGCAUCCAUGGCUUUGCUCUUUCAUCCAAAGAAAACACCAAGGAAGGAAACACAAGUAGCUUCUCCAAAGCCAGGACCCUCAAAUUUAAACAAGGCAAAACCUGUGCCCAAAGUUGAGGACGAUGAAGAUGAGGGCCUCAAACUUCCCGAGGCGCCAUUUAUGGAAUUUAAACUGUUGUCCUCAGCUCUCAAUGGAUGGAGAUAUGAUAUCAUGAAAUUUGAUUCUCGUCGCCCCGUGGACAUUCACAAAUGGACUCCACCCGUCAAGUUGAAUAGAAAAGACUUGCGGCGGGACGAAGGUAGCGCGAAUGCUCCUCCUGAGGCAGUGGGACCUAUGCUUGGUGCGGACGGAAAGCCUGUCAUUGGAGUAGAUGGAAAGAUGGUUAUGGUGGAUGCUGAAGGGCGCCCUAUCCAUCCCUCAGGUGCUGCCGGUGGAUCAAAAGACAAGGGCAAAGCUGGAGGAGCCAAGAAACGAUUUCAAAGGAAGACUCGACAGGUGUUCUUUGUCCCAGAUGAAGUCCGUCAGCUGAGGAGGGAGGAAAGAUAUCCAUGGGUAUUGGAGGAUUCUUCUCCCACCCAGAACGAGGUGUGGACAGGUCAAAUGGACGACGCCACUAAAGCAGAGACACACGCACUCUUUAUGCCAGCGGCAAAUCAGAACUUCAAGUUUGUUCCAACUCACCGAUGGUACAAAUUCCAAAAACGCCUCAAACACGAUUUGCCUACCGACCUCGUAAAUGUGGAAUCAUUGUACAAUCAAAAUCAGAAACGCGAUCCUCAACAAUGGCUAGCUUCGCGCAAGGGUAAAGCUGUAUCUACCGCUACAGCUGCAAUGUUCAAAGCUGAAAGCGGGGGUGGAGGAGGGUCAGGCAGCCAGAGUUUAGGUCCAGGAGGUCGCAAGCUCAAGGUGGUGGAUAGUGGAAUGGAUCAUCUCUUCGAUGACGGUGAAGACGGUGACGGUAGUCAAAGACGCAGAAAAAGGGAACUAGGCGAAGAUGGAGAUUUAGAUGAGCAAGUUUUUGAGGAGGACUUUGCUGAUGACGAUGAAAAGAUGGAAGUCGACGAAGACGAUGAAGAGGCUAAAGAAUUAGAGGAACGGCUCAAGAAGGAAUAUAAGAACGCAAAUAAAACACGCGAGGCAGGCGUGGACGAAUCCGAUGACGACGAAGAAACUGGCCCGACUAAACAACAGAAAGCCAUGCAGAAGUUAAUAAGAAAACAGGAAGGCAAUGAUGCCUAUGACUCAGAAGAUGAGCAGAACCCUUACUUCUCCGGCGAAGAAGAGGAAGAAGAAGAGGAGGAGGUCGUCGGAACAGCCACCGCAGCCAUACAAGAACAACAACAACAACAACAGUUGGAAUCGAGGUCACAGACACCGAAGCCAACUGCUCGCCCUGUGGUUAAUGGCGGUACACCUGCGCCGGGUUCUCGGGCAGCUUCUCCUACUGUUUCUCCAGGACAUGGUGGACACUCUGUGGUUGCCAAGCGUGCGACAAGUCCCAAAGUACCGAAACCGAAGGCGAAUAUUAGUAGGGGAAAUAGCCCUCUUGGAGGUCAAUCACCACUUGGAGGCAGCAGGGCAACGAGCCCUGUUGCUGAUAUGUCCAAUGACCAAAAGACGGGAAUGAAACGAAAAGCCGAUGAAUCGCCAGAGAAACCUGCCACCAACAAUCCAGUAAAUGGCGGAGUGCCUAGUAAACCAAAAAAGCGCAAGCCCGCACCCGCUGUUUCUCCAAUCACUGUUUCCCCGGCAGAGCUUGAAUCAAUGCUCCUUGCGUGGUUAAAGAGCACUACAAAUGCAACUACUAGGGAUUGCAUUCAUCAUUUCACGCCUUACCUUACCGACAGGGAGAAAAAAGACGAAUUUUCGGCCAUGGUUCGAAAGCAUGCCUCACUAAAGGGUGGUAUAUUGUCUUUAAAACGAGCAGGGUCAUCAGCACCUUCACCGCCUGCUAGUUGA